This is a messenger RNA of Cuscuta epithymum, 2581 nucleotides long. NCBI's taxonomy places the organism in Eukaryota, Viridiplantae, Streptophyta, Magnoliopsida, Solanales, Convolvulaceae. The record is from the annotation of a GenBank genome assembly.
GGUAGUAAAAUCAAAUAUCCCGCUUCUCAAACACAGACGGUGCCGGAGAAGUCAGACACGGCACCUAGAUCCUCGAAGUCAUCAUCAAUCAACACAAGACAGCGUUCCAAAUGGACCCCACAAUCAUCUAUCUUACGGCGGUCGGUCAGGUACGGUGUCAUAUAUGGCAGAGAAUCCCAAAUUUUUACCAAACAGUACGUCUCAUUCAUUUCUUUCUUCCUUUCUUUCUUUAGGAAAGUCUCUUUCAUUCAUUCAUUUAUCAAUUAAAAAUAGGAAAGCCCACGUUUUCCUGGAUUCAACGGCCUUUCAGCUUGAACAAUCAAUCGGAUUCCAUAGCAUUUCAUUCAGGCUUUCACGGUUAGAUGAGACCUGGCAGUCCAACUUCCUUCAAUCUUUAGCCCAGGUUCGAAAACGCAUUGCUCUGAUGCACAAUGGCAGGUCGAAAAAAGAUUUGAUCUCCUAUCCAUAUCCACUGCAAUGCCAAGAUCCCCCAUUUCCAGAAAGUUGACUUCUUUCCUGGUUUUUAGAAAUUCCGUGUACAAGAUCCCCAAUUCUUAGGAAGAUGGCUUCUUCUUAGACACAUUUUCCCACUGCUUCCUAAAGUAUUUGUUGCUUCAGAAGAUUUGAAGGCAUAUUAAUUGAAUGGGAGAGGAGGAGAAACUCCCAAUUGACAGUGAGGAACAUGGAAAAGAAGAUGGGGGAGGUCAGAGGAGGAGCUGGGGGUGCAUAUCUGCCAGGCCUGUUGACUGGUUCAGAAUGCUUGCCAGAAAAACGCACUGGAGCUUUGUGUUUGGCGUGGUGGUGGUGUAUGGGAUAAGCCAGGGGCUGGGUGGAGCGUUUGCUCGUGUGGGAACAGAAUACUACAUGAAGGAUGUGCAGAAGGUGGAGCCUUCUGAGGCUCAGGUAUAUACAGGAAUCACUACUAUCCCUUGGCUUGUUAAACCACUCUGGGGGCUCCUCACUGAUGUUGUUCCCAUUUUGGGAUAUCACCGAAGACCUUACUUCAUCUUUGCUGGGGCUAUCGGAAUUGUCUCAAUGCUCUUCUUAUCAUUGCACACGAACCUGCAUAUUGUGUUUGCACUCCUCUCCUUAACAGCGGGAAGUGCCGGAGUUGCAAUUGCUGAUGUUACUGUUGAUGCUUGCGUGGCACAGAACAGUGGUGCCCAUCCUUCCCUUGCACCCGACAUGCAAAGCUUAUGUGCUUUGAGUGCCUCUAUUGGUUCACUUGUGGGCUUCUCCCUAAGUGGCAUCUCCGUCCAUGUACUUGGGCCUAAGGGGGUGUAUGGCUUGUUGGCUAUUCCAUUUGGGCUUGUGUUUUUGGUUGGGAUUUUGCUCAAGGAACCUGAUUUGCACAAUUCUCCUUCUCACCAGGUAAGCCAGAAAUUUGGGAGUGCUGCAAAAGCUAUGUGGAAAACCCUAAAAUGCCCUGCUGUGUGGCGUCCAUGUGUGUAUAUGUAUUUGUCCCUUGCAUUAAGUUUUGAUAUCUCUGAAGGGAUGUUCUACUGGAUGACAGAUGCAGAAGGAGGACCUCGUUUCUCAAAGGAGAGUAUUGGUUACAUAUCCGCUAUUGGGUCCAUCGGAUCUCUGUUGGGUGCUAUACUUUACCAGUAUGGAUUAAAAGAUCACCCCUUCAGAGGGCUUCUUUUCUGGACGCAAUUAUUGUAUGGUCUCUCAGGAAUGCUGGAUUUGGUUCUCAUACUACGCCUAAACUUGAGGUUCGGCAUACCAGAUUACUUCUUCGUGGUUAUAGAUUCGGGCAUCUCUCAAAUGAUAGGGAGACUGAAGUGGAUGCCCCUUUUGGUACUAACUGCCAAGCUCUGUCCACCUGGCAUUGAGGGCACAAUCUUCGCACUGCUCAUGUCUAUUGACAAUACUGGCCUUCUCACAUCCUCAUGGGGUGGGGGGAUUUUACUUCAUGUCUUGAAAAUCACAAGGACACGGUUUGAAAAGUUAUGGCUAGCACUCUUGAUAAGAAACGUGUUAAGGGUUACUCCUCUUUUUCUCCUGUUCUUGGUCCCGGGGAGUGAUCCCAACUCUAUCCUCCUCCCGAGCGAAGGUUUGGUCUCUACGCGUGUGACCCAUGAGUCUCCUGACAGCACUCAGAACGAAAAUAUUGAGCUUGUUUCCCUUGUUGACAGCAUGGACAGUGCUAGAUAGCCAGGGGCUAUGUUAAUGUGGUUUGAUCCUUUCUUGAGGAAAAGCUACACGGAUUUGAUAACAUAUACAGGCCAACAUAGUUAUUUAUCAGACCAAAGAAAACCAUUCAUUUUGUGUCUGAAUUUUGGAUGCUGCAAUUGGUUGGCUAGAGUAAUUGUUCCUGUUUAUUCCACAUGAUUUUUUGUUGUUGUAAGCAAAUUAUAUAAUUAUAUCUAUAGAAUAUAGAUAGAUAGUAGACCACCACUUGUACCACAAAACAGUGUAUGUUUCUGUAACGGUGUGAGUGUAUAUUGCAGCCUAGCAGGACUAUAAUAUCAAUUCGUACAGUGUGUGUAGUUAUGAACUUCAAUAUAUGCUGAAUACCAAAAACCCAAAGCGGGCUUCUUAUUUGUCACAGCUUUGUUAACGACUGUAACUGUUUGCC